Messenger RNA from Strongylus vulgaris, 711 nucleotides. The record is from the annotation of a GenBank genome assembly. NCBI's taxonomy places the organism in Eukaryota, Metazoa, Nematoda, Chromadorea, Rhabditida, Strongylidae.
AUGAUUCAGCUAACCAAUUGCCCCAAGGGAUGGACACGAUACGAGCGUUCAAAAUCAUGUUUUCUUGUUCUUCCUCAAAGAUUGCGUUGGGCAGAAGCAGAACGAGCUUGCGGUAAAUCUGGAGGACGAUUAGCAUCGAUCACAGACGAAUACGAAAAUGCGUUUGUCUUUAGUGGGUUCUUCCCCAUAAAUCUGCUGAAUUUGAUAGUUCUAUUUCGUGCACGUAUGUUUCCAGAUUUGGCGAAGAAAGCAAACCUUAGCACUCCAACGAUUUGGCUUGGUCGUUUGGUACGCCUGGCGCGGACAGGCGCUUACGAGUGGCACGACGGGGCUAUAGGACGCCAGGCAGAGGGCUUCAGAGGUGGUCAGCGGAGGAGCCGUAACAAUUUAGAACCACCAUCUGGAACAGAGUUGUGUCUCACAAUGUGGUUGGACUUCGACCGUUCAGAGGGAUCUUGGAACGAAUGGGACUGUGGAUACGCAAGCGGCUACUCGGCAAUGUGCAAGAAGAGUCUCAAAAAGCCCGCAUUUUUCGUUUCUAGUCCUCCUACAACUGAACCUUCUGGGACUCAUAUUUCACAGCGUUGUUGCGUUCAAACUGGUUGUGGACAACGUUGUUUAGCCAACGAAAGAACUGCUGGUGGCGAACCUGCUCAGAUAACGGAAUGGGUUGGUGUUUGCCGUUGCCGUAAUCUUUUUGAACGAGUCUAA